This is a messenger RNA of Tigriopus californicus, 669 nucleotides long. RefSeq names its product ATP synthase subunit d, mitochondrial-like. Lineage: Eukaryota; Metazoa; Arthropoda; Copepoda; Harpacticoida; Harpacticidae. The transcript has 2 exons. The record is from RefSeq and is a predicted model, not a curated record. Gene Ontology annotation, molecular function: proton transmembrane transporter activity. The coding region runs from base 56 to 583 and encodes 175 amino acids. Gene Ontology annotation, biological process: proton motive force-driven ATP synthesis.
GUAAGUGUGUCUUCUGUUCUUGUCGAUUGUGUGUGGGGAUCAGUCGCUCGUCAAAAUGGCUGCUCGUCGUAUUACUGCUUCUUCCUUGGAUUGGGCCGAAUUUGCCAAGAAGAUCCCGCAAGCCCAGAAACCCGCAUUCGUCGCCCUCAAGAACAAGCAGGACAACUAUGUGCGGCAAAUCUCCGCGCUGCCCGAGGCUCUGCCCAAGAUCGAUUUCUCUAGUUACAAGGCCCGAGUGUCCGCAGCCAUGGUGGAUGAUUUCCAGAAGAAGUACGAGUCCUUGAAGAUCCCUUAUCCCAAGGACACGCUCACGUCUUCGAUCGAGUCGCAGGCCGUGGAACAGAAGGCCGAGUACGAGAAGUUUGUGGCCCAAUCCAAGACCCGCAUCCAAGGGAUCAACGAGGAGCUGGCCAAAUGGAAUGCCAUGAUGCCCAUUGAGGAGAUGAACAUGGAGGAGGCUCUCACGUACGUGCCGCACUUGAAUUUGGUGGUCAAUCCGGAGAAGCCCACUUUGUGGCCUCAUGACAAGGACUACGAUGAAUGGCGAAAGAUGGUUGAGAACAUGGAGGAGGAACAUCAUUGAGGUGGCCAUACACGCUUGAUAUUUUAGUCUGGCAGAAGAAAAGAUUCCCUUCAACCAAUAAAUUUGAUCUUAUUUAGUUCACCCAA